Penaeus vannamei (Pacific white shrimp) is the source of this 4176-nucleotide messenger RNA. Its product is annotated as transmembrane protein 192. Gene Ontology annotation, cellular component: lysosomal membrane; late endosome. Lineage: Eukaryota; Metazoa; Arthropoda; Malacostraca; Decapoda; Penaeidae. The record is from RefSeq and is a predicted model, not a curated record.
AAGAGAUCAGCUGACUCAACGAUCUAGAUUGUUUAGUGUUUGUUUUGAUGCUUGACUUGUCAUUUAUUUGUUAUCUUUUUUUGUUCUUUGUUGCCAAGAGAGAUCGCACUUUGGUCACUUGUUGAUCAGAUGCUGGUGGCGAUGUCCUGCUCUCAUAAAUCCUAAGACACUGACAAUGGAACGGCAAGCAAACACUGUGGAAGCAGGGGAUUUCAGUAUUAAUACUGUAGGAGGGGAUCAAGAGAAGCUCAUUGUGGGGCAGGAAGAGCAUCACUACCCACUCCCUGUCAUACCAGCUCUUUACAGCAAGUUAUUGCUAUUGAUCAUUUUACCAGCUGGAGCAUUUCUUGUCCCGGUCGUCCACACUUCAAAUACUGGUACUGAUUCAUUUUCUGCCCUCCAGUACCUCCACAUCAUUGUGUGGGCUGUGGUUAUGGUUCUUACUUGGUAUGUAAAGGCAGAACACAAGAAAUCAAGAAUUCUUGGCUAUCAUGAUUUCUACAAUGCAACCCGAUAUCUACACAGAGUCACUUUUUACAUUUUGAGUGGAGGAAAUGUUAUUUUGAUAGUCAUUGGUUGCGUUGUAAAAGACUAUUGUCUGGGUGGAAGCUCAGACACUUGUAGUUUGAAUCUUGGACUGACCCCUGUUAACUAUCAGCAAGUGAUUUUUAUCCUGGAGAUAUUUUGUGCAAUUCCCUUUGUCAUCAAACACAUAGUGGAAGUUGUUCGUUUCAACCUUGCUGGACUACCCCCUGACACCCUAGCAGAAGAUGUGGCUCUCAGAUUCACCCGCCCUGAUUCCUAUGUGGGAGUGCGGGGUCCGAGCAACUUAGAAUGGGUGUUGGAGCGGCAAGCUGACCUACUCCAAGUCCUACGGCACAGGAACCUGAUACUUACCCAGCAGGUGUAUGCUCUCACACACAAUGACCAGCAAAGUCAACCUUGAUGGGAUCAUUUGUUGGCCUUUACUAUGGUUAAAACAGAAGAUAUUUAAAGAUGUGCAAAUAUUUGUAGUCAUGCUUUUCCCUUUCUUUUUCUAUUUGUUUCUAUGUGCAAAUAUUUAUAACUAUGUUUUUUAUAUGUAUAUUUUUUUUCUUGUUUCUCAUGUGACUCAUUCAUAAGUGAAAGUGAAGUACCUUUGUUGAAUGGUCCCCCCAUCUCUCUCUCCUCCUCCUUCUCCUCCUCCUCUUCCCAGUUCAUUGUAAAAAACACUUAAGAUGAACUGUUAGUUCAUUUCCUGGUAUCUUUGUUAGAGUACGGGUGUUUUGUGGGUGUAUGAAAGCACUCGUACAUAUACCUGCUCUCAUACCAGUAUACCUAUACCAAUACCCACACUUGUACCCACACUUACAGCCUAUCCCACAUUUACACCCAUACCUACACUCAUACCGACACCGACACCCACACAGACCCAAUCAUAUAUAUGCACAAUUAGAGAGUGUGGCAAAAAUUAUUAACUUCUUUUCAUUACAUGGAAGGUAAGAAUUUCAUCAUUGCAUCACUGUAAGAUUAUAUGAAUUUCUUAACCAAAAAAAUGUGAGAAAGGAAUGAAUAUGAAAAUCAGUAGUCUAAUUUUAAAAUAACCUUGCUUGAAUUCAUCAACAGAUUUAGGAGUAAGGGACAACACAAAAGUACUAGUGCCUAGUUAGGGAUUAGUCAUGUGACCAUGAGAUCCCCCAUGUCUUCCAUGUGAGGUUUGCCAAAUGGACUGAGAAUUUGGAUGAGCGGGUAGGAAACAAGGGAUGAAUUAAUGUAAAUGGGUUUUGGUUAGGGUAGUAGCAGGCAAAGAGAGUGUUAGAGUAUCCUAUAGGAGGGAAUGUGGAAAUAAGGGAAAGGCUCUUCCUCAAAGCCUUUGAAGUAAAGCAGUGAACCCAUAGGUAAAAGACUAAUUUGUAGAACCACUUUUAACUGUGUGUGAUGUGGGCAGAAUGAAAGAAAUGGUAUGAGAUCUAGCAAGAUAGUUACUGUCAGUGCUUUUGGAAGGAAGAGAAGACUGGACAACUUCUUUUAGUAUCCAGUGUGUUCAUCAAGAAGCUGUUACACUAUGCUGAAAUUACUGUAGUUUUUUUUAGAGGUAAGGAAAUCUCACCAGUUCCAUGACAUUUCCCUACCGUAUUGUUUUUCUGCAAAAUAUAUUAAACCUUUAUAUUUUCAAUUUACUUUAUUUUAAAGAAGUGUCACUAUUUUUAUUUUAUUUAUUUAUUUGUUUAAUUUGUGCUGCCAUAUAUUGUGUGUUGAAUGGUUUUAACAUUAAUGCCAUAGGCUUAUAAGAAGCACAAACAAAGUAUGAACAUGGAAAUUAAUCAGAUUUUUAGCAUAGUGUUACAGUCAUUUAAUCCAGCAUUUUAGAUCUUACAAGAUGGUGGGUCUUAGUAUGUUACCUGUCAUAUCAUCUGAGUCUUUUAUAUACUCUCUAUAUCUAUUUGUGUAGUAUGUAUGUCUGUGUGUCUGAUGUCCUGAGCAAGUUAAAGUAUACAACCAUGAAUUUUUUUUCCUACUUAUGUAUAUUGUAUUCUGUAUUAAACAUAUAGUUGAUGGCCUUUGGGAUAUCAGUUUAUAUGGAUAUUUCACUAGCAUCUAAUUGAAUACAGGAUACAUUAGUGAAAUAAGAUUAGAUAAGAAUACUGUAAAUGCUGAAGGCAAGGUUAGUGAUAAAAGAUCUUACAUACCAAAUGAAUCUGUCAUUUAUAUGAGUUGCUUAAGGUAAAUCAAAGCAUUUUAAGUCAAAACCUCUUUAUAGGUAGUCACACCAGUACCUGCUGCUGUUAAUGUCACAGAAGAAGUAAAACACACACUUAGAAAAACAAAUCUUGUUCCUUUAAUAUGUCUAUGGUAUGUAUGGGAAACCUCAGAUAAUUUACCUUUGAAGAGGAUAUACGUCCAGAAACUUUAGAUUUUCCAAGGAUUAUAAAAAAAACAUUAAUAAAUGAAAAUGAGGUAUUAAGAAAGGCCAAGAAGAACAGUUAUUUCAGACUAGAAGUACAAUUUUAUCAUGUUUAUUUACAGAUGAGUUUAGAGAAAUUGUUAUUUGCUUCAGUUUUUCCCAAAUGUAUGAAUAUUGUAUGAAUUAUGUAUCAAGAAAAUAAAUAUGAAUUAGGUAAAGGGGUUUUAUAUUAGCUAGAGAUAUGGUUUCAUUAAUCCAAGUACUAUAAUCUGGAUCAGUGAUGUUAAUUCUUUGCAGUGAAAUGAUCAAUUCAAAAGUCUGUUGUACUAUAUUUCUUUCAGUAUAGGAUAUUGCAAUACAUAGGGCUGAAACUAUUUUAAUUUUAAUUUUAAGCUAAAAGACUUUUGGCAGUUUAUGCAUAUUGUAAGUUAUAAUGUUUGAGUCUAAUAUUCGGAAAUGCCUGGCUUUUGUUGAAGAUAGAUGGAUGUUAUCUUAUGCAAAUCAGUAUUUGAAGGAAGAAGGUUUCUGCAGUGGGUGUAGAUGCAUUAAUAAAAAGUAUUAUUCUGCAUGACCCUUUCCAGUAAGAUGCCUACCUUUGCUACAUAGAGAGAGGUUUUAUCUGGCCUGCCUAUUUUCAUUAUGAAAAAGAUUUCUCAGGAAGUAGAGCUUUUGUGCCAAAUAUAAGAGUUGCUCUUUCUGGUUGCUUAAGGUUAUUGUAUGGUUUAAUUAAUUCCAAAGGUUUCACUUCCUAUAAUUAAAAGGCAAAAAAAAGAAGAAGAAAAAAAAGAAAAUAGAAAUUCAAUUACAAGAAUAACCCUUCAUGGAUGGAUUUGGUAAUUUUUCAUGCCCAUUCAAUCAACCACCACUUGCAGUUCUAGGUAGUGAUAUAUGAUAAAUGAAUAUUUUUUUUCUUUAUGAUUACCAACUAUUUUUAUAAAAUCAAAACAUGUCAGUCUAACAUGUACUGAUGUGGGAGCAUACUUUGUUGUAGUCCAUCCAUGAGGUGUUAAAUAUGAUUAUUUUUUAUAAGUAGUUUUCCACUCCAUGUUUAUUAGUAUAAUUUGUGCAUCUUGAGAAUAUUUUUGACAGGUUCUACUUAUUCCAAAGAGGUGUUUAUAGUAGUUUUGAUCAAAUCAAAGAUCAAAGAAAGGCUGUGAUUCUUUCGUCAGGCUUUGCUUUUUCAUAUAUCUGAUGCUCCGUGUAUUAAUUUUUCUCUACAAUUGGCCUGAAUUUUACAUAAUAGUGUGUAUAUAUGUAGUAGUGUGAAAUAAAGAAUAUAUAUCCUUUAGCAA